AUGAAGGCUGUCGCUGCCCUCGCUCUUGUUGGCUGUGCCAUCGCUGCACCAACCAAGACAGUUGAAAGUCGUCAGCUGCCCGGACUCGGCUCCCUCCCAGGCCUCGGUGGCUCCUCCACAGGCAGCAGCCUCAGCGGCCUUGCCUCUCUCAUCCCCGGCCUGGGCGGCUCUUCAUCUGGCAGCGGUCUCCCCGGUCUCGAAUCCUCCACCGGCAGUGGCCUCGGCGCACUCUCCUCCCUCAUCCCCGGACUCGGGGGAUCUUCCUCCAGCGGUCUCCCCGGCCUGGGAUCUAGCACCGGUAACAUUCCCGACCUGAGCAGCUUGCUAGGCGGAUCCUCCUCUAGCUCCCUGCCGGGCUUGACUAAACGUGCCUCGAUUACAGAAAACGGCGUCACUCAGAAUGCGGGCUGCCAGGAACUGACCUUUAUUUUCGCCCGUGGAACCACGGAAAUGGGCAACAUGGGCUCCGUUGUCGGACCGCCCGUCGCAAACCAGUUGGCCUCCCUUACCGGAAACAAGGUCACCGUACAGGGUGUCGAUUAUCCUGCUGAUGCUGCUGGAAACGCCAUGAUGGGCGCAUCUGGCGGUCCAAAGAUGGCCGAGCUAAUCCAGCAAGCCAAGAAGCAGUGUCCCGAUACCAAGGUCGUCCUGGGUGGAUACUCCCAGGGUGCUAUGGUUGUUCACAACGCUGCCAGCAAGGUCGGUGCUGAUGCAAUCUCUGGUGCUGUGUUGUUCGGUGACCCCUUCAAGAUGCAGGGUGUUGGUAAGCUGGACACGUCUAAGGUUAAGGAGUUCUGUGCUCUGGGUGACCCUGUCUGUGAGAAUGGCAUGAAUGUCAUGGCGCAUUUGACCUACGGUUCUAAUGCUAAGGAGGCUGCGCAGUUCUUGGUUCAGGCUGCUGGGCUUUCUUCUUAG
Aspergillus alliaceus is the source of this 915-nucleotide messenger RNA. RefSeq names its product carbohydrate esterase family 5 protein. Gene Ontology annotation, biological process: carbohydrate catabolic process. The transcript has 2 exons. The coding region runs from base 1 to 915 and encodes 304 amino acids. Gene Ontology annotation, molecular function: cutinase activity. Lineage: Eukaryota; Fungi; Ascomycota; Eurotiomycetes; Eurotiales; Aspergillaceae. Gene Ontology annotation, cellular component: extracellular region. The record is from RefSeq and is a predicted model, not a curated record.